Molecule: messenger RNA, 1243 nt
Organism: Anoplopoma fimbria (sablefish)
Lineage: Eukaryota; Metazoa; Chordata; Actinopteri; Perciformes; Anoplopomatidae
Gene: slc51a
Product: solute carrier family 51 subunit alpha
Exons: 8
Coding region: 165-1139 (324 amino acids)
Biological process (GO): transport
Molecular function (GO): transporter activity
Source: RefSeq, a predicted model, not a curated record
GUGCCCGGGAGGCAGAUCUCUCUGAGGGGAAACUUGACGCUCUUUGGACCUUUGGAGAGGAGGACGAGCACAUCUCCACGCUUUUACGCAACGAGGAUCAGUAGAUGUAAGAGAAAACUCGGACGCUGUCAUUUUGUGAAGAUCCACCGACAGCAGCCACCACCAUGGACAGCGGAUCCAACCAAACCCUGGACCCGAGCUGCAUGCAGGAGCCGCCUCUCGCCAUAGACAUCAUCCUCAAGUUGGACAUCUUUGGCAUCAUUCUGUACUCUGUGCUCACCUUCAUGGCCGCAGCGUCCAUGCUGAUCUUCCUAGAGGAGUGUGUCUACAUCUAUAAGAAAGUGCCCAACAAUAAGAAGAGUGUAAUCAUCUGGGUGAAUGGGGCAGCACCGGUGAUUGGCACCAUGUCGUGUCUGGGGAUGUGGAUCCCCAGAGCCACAAUGUUUACUGAUAUGACCUCUGCUUGCUACUUUGCCGUUGUGGUGUUCAAGUUCCUGAUCCUGAUGGUGGAGGAGGUGGGUGGUGAUGAGGCUUUCCUGAAGCGAGGAGACCGGCAUAAACUUAAGAUCAGCACGGGGCCGUGCUGCUGCUGCUGCCUCUGCCUGCCACACGUGGCCAUCACACGACGCUCUCUCUUCCUGCUCAAACUUGGCUCCUUCCAGUUUGCCCUGCUGAAGAUUGUCUUCACCAUCCUUUCAAUUGUCCUCUGGAGAAACGAAUCAUUUAACCUGACUGAUUUGUCCAUUAAGGGAGCUUCUAUAUGGAUCGGCCCAUUUGUGGGCAUCUUGACAAUCAUAGCCCUGUGGCCUGUAGCAAUCAUGUUCAUGCACCUGAGGGUUACCCUGCGAACACUCAAGAUUAUCCCCAAGUACGCCAUGUAUCAGCUUGUGCUGAUCCUGAGCCAGCUGCAAACCGCUAUCAUCAACAUCUUGGCUAUGAAAGGAACCAUCGCCUGCGCUCCGCCCUUCUCCGCAGUAGCCAGAGGAUACAUGAUGAGUCAGCAGCUUUUGAUCCUGGAGAUGUUCAUCAUCACGCUGAUAACACGCCUGCUGUACCGCCGACAGUAUGAUCCUUUACCCGAAGAGGAAUACGAAGUCAACGAGAACACCAAGAUGGUUACAAUGUCCGUGUCUGCAUGAGAACUGUGUGUUUGUGUGCGUGUGUAAAUUCUAUUUUCUGCAUGUAAUGGUUCAAAGAUUUUAUAAGUCAAUAUGAAUAAAUGAAAUUAUGAGAUAUACCAAAA